CUAACAUGCAUUGCUUUGUUAUUGUAGUAAAACACCACACCCAUGGCACACGCCAUUGUUUCCAAGUCCUCCAAGUGGUUAUUCUCUAGCAAGACUACCUUCUUCCUCUUCUUCAAGUUAGCCUUUCCAUGUUUAACUCCUCCUCCUCCUCCCACAGACACAGCAUCUCAGUUAAUUAUGCCAUCCAAUUCCAACAUGCACAACACAAAAGAAGAUGACAAACUCAGAGACGUUUUUGAUCACUUGGACGUUGACAAAGACGGCAAAGUCUCAAGCAAGGAGCUCGUGGAUUAUUUGGGUUCGGUAGGCGAGUCGGUGAACCAUAAAGUGGCAAAGAAGAUUGUGAAUGAGUUUGACUCCGACGGGGAUGAGUUGCUUCAUUUUGGGGACUUCGUGAGACUGAUGAAGCAAGAGGACAAUGGCGACUUGGAAGAUGUUCUAAGGAGCGCGUUUGAGAUGUUCGAAGUUGAGAAAGGUUGUGGCUGCAUAACACCCAAAGGGUUGCAGAACAUGUUACACCAAUUGGGGGAAGUUAAAUCUCACCAAGAGUGCGAGGCCAUGAUUCGACCAUUUGAUCUUGAUGGCAAUGGAUUCCUUGAUUUCCAUGAGUUUCAGCAAAUGAUGUCACCGGUUCCUUGAUCCCACCUACUUUCCAAAUUCAACUUUUCUUUUUUUUUUUCUUUAAAAAAAUAUAUAUUUUCAUGUGAAAGCCAAAGUUGAAUCACAGUUUAAUACUCAAAUAAUUUAAAUGUAUGUCGCUAUGUAGUUUUAAAAUGUUAUUCCUGCAAAAAUUGUAUGCAUACUGAUUGAUGUGCGAUGUACAUAUAUUAUAUUAAGGAAAAUGUAAGAACAGAGUAACUUCUUGUGAACGUUAA
This is a messenger RNA of Arachis stenosperma, 875 nucleotides long. RefSeq names its product probable calcium-binding protein CML41. The record is from RefSeq and is a predicted model, not a curated record. Gene Ontology annotation, molecular function: calcium ion binding. The transcript has a single exon. Lineage: Eukaryota; Viridiplantae; Streptophyta; Magnoliopsida; Fabales; Fabaceae. The coding region runs from base 43 to 639 and encodes 198 amino acids.